AUGUCUUCAUCAUCAACCACUCAAGCUCCACAACAAACCGAAAACAAGGUGACUUUCAAAAUCACAUUGACUUCACAUCCAAAACAACCUUUUAGAACAAUCAAAGUUCCAGAAAGUGCUCCAUUCACAGCUGUCCUCAAAUACGCAGCUGAAGAAUUUCAAAUUUCAGCUGAAACAAGUGCCAUUCUCUCCAAUGAUGGUAUCGGAAUCAAUCCAAGUCAAACUGCAGGAAAUGUUUGGUUAAAGUAUGGCUCUGAUUUGCGUAUCAUUCCACGAGACAAGGUCGGAACGAAUUAA
Naegleria lovaniensis is the source of this 297-nucleotide messenger RNA. RefSeq lists its product as uncharacterized. The coding region runs from base 1 to 297 and encodes 98 amino acids. The transcript has 2 exons. NCBI's taxonomy places the organism in Eukaryota, Heterolobosea, Eutetramitea, Acrasida, Naegleriidae. Gene Ontology annotation, biological process: protein K69-linked ufmylation. Gene Ontology annotation, cellular component: nucleus; cytoplasm. The record is from RefSeq and is a predicted model, not a curated record.